This is a messenger RNA of Trichomonas vaginalis G3, 411 nucleotides long. RefSeq lists its product as uncharacterized. Lineage: Eukaryota; Parabasalia; Trichomonadida; Trichomonadidae. The transcript has a single exon. The record is from RefSeq and is a predicted model, not a curated record. The annotation marks the transcript as partial.
AUGAAACACAUGCAAGAUUGCAAGUUCUUUUCAUACAAUGCUCUCGCUACUGCCAUCAAGAAUGAGUUCAAUGGUGCUUCAAACGUUAAUGUUAUCUUUAACAAGAAGUUUGUGAAAGAAUCUAAGUUUGGUCAGUAUGUCAGACCAUUAGCUAUCGUCAUUGACCGCAAACGUUAUACUUCACAAGAGUUAGCAGUAGUUUUGAAACAAAAGAGUUUCUUCGUGAAUGUCAAAGAUACUCAUUAUACUGUCAUAAAGAACUCUAACAUUGACUUCUUCAGUAUUGCUUUAAAUCUUUCCGAACAGAAAGAAUAUAAGAAGGGUGAAACAAAUGUGAAAUAUUAUCCUUCAUCUCUGAAGACAAUAACGAACAAAGAUGUUAUACAGAAAUUCUUACCAAAGGUUGAAGAA